Mesorhabditis spiculigera is the source of this 1905-nucleotide messenger RNA. The record is from the annotation of a GenBank genome assembly. NCBI's taxonomy places the organism in Eukaryota, Metazoa, Nematoda, Chromadorea, Rhabditida, Rhabditidae.
AUGUUUCUUUGGAUGCCGGGAAAUGGAACAACGGAGGGCCCGGGGCUGGAUUGGACCCGCGAUCGGGUGACCCUUUUGGCAAAAGCCGGCCAGACGGCUCAGCUACGAUGGAAUAAUGGAAAUCAAUCAUACGUUGGAAAUUCCCGUCACCGCUGCUCACUACGCAUCGAUACCUGUGCGAGCUGCUUACUUCGCAUCGACUACACCCCUCCCGCCAGCUUUCUCAGCUUUUUGCAAAUAGGCCUGUACUCGUCGUGCCUAUCUUCCGAUGAUUGCCUGGAAAUGCGUUUCAUCGAAGACCGCGCCGACUGGAUGCUCGACUCACCUUAUCGCGUCCACAACGUGCUGUCAGCCCCGACAAAUUCGUAUCUCUCGACGGGGCCGUCGGCCCUAUUUCCUGUAAACAUCACCGUAAUCGAUUCAACCGAAACAAUUUUGGGGUCAGCGCGAGCGCCUGAGACGACGACCGGAUAUAUACAAAGCCCGAGAUACCCCUCCGCAUACCCGAGCACCUUGGAAAAGACGUGGCUGUUGCAGAACACGAAUCCGUCCGGCUACGUUCGCCUGAUCUUUGACGAUUUUCAGAUCCAUUUUCACAGCCAGUUAACGAUCGAAGAAUCGAAUGGCGAAUUGCUCACCGACACGCGGCAAAAUCCCCGUCGACCGGCGGCACUCGUCAGCUCGGGCCCCGCCCUGAAAAUCGUCUUCCACGCCAACGACUUCACAAAGCUGGUCGGCUUUCGAGCCCGCUACGAAUUUGUGGAGCAGCGCGAGUGGGCCGAGAAGCCAUCAGCCAUCGAUUGUGACGAUACGGUGGAGGGUUACGGCGGCCGGAUUGGGCUGGAAAAUCGUCUCCCCUCCGGGCGCACGUUUGUCGAUUGCGUUUGGGUGGUGACGAGGACGGGCCGAACGUCGUUUGAUCGUAUUUUUCUGAAGGUGACCGAGUUCUCGGUACCGGGGAUCGGGCUACAACUUGAAUUGCGUGAGGGUGCGAGCUCGAUCGGAGAGCGUCUUCUUUUCUUGAAUGGACAUCAACCUCGGGAGUUGCUAGCACAAAGACAGCCCCGUCAUGGCUAUACAACCUCAUUGAGUCAACCGGCCUUCUAUCUACGUCUACGUGGUUAUUUAGUGGAACCAAGCGGCCUCCAGAUCGAUUUCUCGCAAUUCUAUCGCUGGGCCAGCCAGGUGUGCCCGAUGACAGCCGAAUGGCACUGUGACAACAAUCGAUGCAUUAAGGCUUCCCUACGCUGCGAUGGGGUGGACAACUGUGGCGACGCCAGCGAUGAGGAAUGCGAUUUUGAGCUUGGCGGCGCUGGCGGAAGAAAUGACGAUUCGCACAACAUGUUCCUCUUUGCCGCGUCGGCUUGCGCAUUGCUGAUUUUGUUGUUGGUGGGCACCGGAUUCGCAUCGCGCGUCUUCCGGCAACGUCUCCGGCCACGACAGCAGCAGAGCGUGGCCACCAUCGCUUCCGCCGAUUCAGUAAUUUCAGCCGAUUCAUCGAACAGCUCAUCCAUGGCCCCUGUGAUGGCCGUUGUCGGGCAACGCCGUUUCUACGUUGCUCCACUCGGGGAAUUGACCGUUGUAGAAGCUCCACCCACGUAUGACGAUGCCCUCAAACAUCCACAGGUACCUACCGGCAAUUACCCGCGACCGCCAAAUGCCUAUACAAAUCAAGCUUUUCUCGAGUCGGAGGAGAUUCCCGGCACAUCCGCCUCUGCUGCCAACGAUUCUCAAGAUGUGGUAGAAGCAGAAGAUCAGGCUGGACCCUCAAAGCCAGAAAUUGGGGAAGACGAAAGAUCGAUAGCCUCGUCGUUGAAGGCGAGUUUAGCGGAAGAGCCACAAAGCAACAGUGCGGCCCCGAGCAAAGAAGCAGAAGAUGCUGAUGAAGAAGAGGGUUCAUGGGUG